This is a messenger RNA of Penicillium digitatum Pd1, 369 nucleotides long. RefSeq lists its product as uncharacterized. Lineage: Eukaryota; Fungi; Ascomycota; Eurotiomycetes; Eurotiales; Aspergillaceae. The record is from RefSeq and is a predicted model, not a curated record.
AUGCAUCUCAAAGCGGUGAUUCUUGUCGCUGGCUGCCUUGCAGCGGAAGGCCUUGUUGUUGCAGCUCCUGGUAAAGAUCCCGGCAUCUUCUUAAAAAUUGACUCGCUUGGUCUCAAUUCUAAUGCUAUAUCAGUGAAGCGCUCCGAAGCCGACACUGAGGCCGCCCUGGGUAACUACAAAGUCUUCAGCAGCUACGAAGACGCGAAGGAGAAGCGCUCCGAAGCCGACACUGAGGCCGCCCUGGGUAACUACAAAGUCUUCAGCAGCUACGAAGACGCGAAGGAGAAGCGCUCCGAAGCCGACACUGAGGCCGCCCUGGGUAACUACAAAGUCUUCAGCAACUACGAACAGAAAGAGAAGCGCGUCUAG